ACAGGAAGAGACCUUCUGUCACGUUUGUUUUGCUGAAGGGAGACGGGCUGGCACCGCGCGGGAACCAUACGGAUGCAAAAGGUUUAAUUCAGGGCAGCAAGAUGAAGAAGCAGAGGGAGAGCCAGUGCACUCAGAAGACCAUCUCAUUGCUGAGCCCCCUGGGGACGAUCCAACUCAGUGGAUGUGAGAAUGGUGUGCACACCAUCCAGAUCCUAAUGGAUGUCGCACCUGCUGAAAGGAGCAGCGAGGCCCCCCUGAGCUGUGUGGUCAACGAUAGCCCGGCAGAAACGAGCCCCGAGUUGCAGCGCUGCGUCGAAUGGCUCCAGGCGUACUUCAGUGAGCCGCAGACCACUGGGAGUCUCCCGCUCCCUGCCUUUCACCACCCCGCCCUGCAAGGAGACGCGUUCACCAGCCGUGUGCUGCACGUACUUCUGAAGGAUGUGAAGUUUGGAGAGACGGUAUCGUACAAACGCCUCGCUGAGAUGGCGGGAAACCCCAGAGCGGUGCGUGCGGUGGGAGGGGCCAUGAGGAGGAACCCGGUCUUCACCGUAGAUGCUCACUGCAAAUCUCUGAUUCUUGUAGGAAACCUGGCCCGCAUCAUUUUGCCCAUGAAUCCACUGUGUACAAAAUGGAGGGCUAGAGGGCAAGUGGUGUGUCUUCUUUUGAUCAAACCCUUUGAUCAAAGCCCGUUUAGCUCUGCCCAUGUAGUGCUGUGGGCACCACCGGUGUGCUCUGUGAGGCAGAGAACACUUCUUGUACAGAAAUGCAGCCAGUGAGAUGUUUUCCCUCAUAUGUGCUGUGAAAUAUCUUGUGUACAUCCUCAUCUUAGUACUGUGUUUUUCCUCUGAUACUGUUCUGUGAUUAAAGCAGGCAGAUCAUUUGUAAUGACAGACAGCAAUUUAUAACAAAAAAAUAAAUUCAGAUGAAACAUAGAAAUAGCAUCUUUGUGUUUUUAAUACUAUGCACUAGUUUCUCCACAUACUUUAUACAUUAUAUUAGCCAAUGGCAUUGCUUCUGGAUGGCUGUAUAAUACUUCUCAGUCUCAUGUUUUACAGACAUUUCUUUCCUUUCGUCAGGGAGGCUGGGAGCCUGAGCCCUCAGCUCCUGAUACAGAUCCAGAGUCAGAUUGUCAGUGUCAAUUACUUGUCAGUAGCGCUGCUCCACUCGGGCUUCAGCUGUGAAAAGCUCAGUGUGUUCAAUCGAUCCUUGCCUCUCUGUGGCACUUCUUCUUCACCAGGAUUUGAGUAUUGAUAAGCCUGGCGUA
This is a messenger RNA of Xiphias gladius (swordfish), 1264 nucleotides long. RefSeq names its product O-6-methylguanine-DNA methyltransferase (gene mgmt). Gene Ontology annotation, cellular component: nucleus. Gene Ontology annotation, molecular function: methylated-DNA-[protein]-cysteine S-methyltransferase activity. Gene Ontology annotation, biological process: DNA repair. The record is from RefSeq and is a predicted model, not a curated record. The transcript has 5 exons. Lineage: Eukaryota; Metazoa; Chordata; Actinopteri; Istiophoriformes; Xiphiidae. The coding region runs from base 102 to 776 and encodes 224 amino acids.